AAAAAAAAAAAAGAUAGAAAAAAAAUAUAGCGCAGGUCUUAUUUAAACGAGCGAACAAGCCACAGUGUGGUCGAUGACAAGUUAUGAUAAAGAAAGUUUAUUGGUGGAAAUCUGACAACUGGUUAGAGCCGCAGCUUGUAGUGUUUGCAUUGAUUCACAUUACGUGCGAUGCGUCAGGUACGUACAGGCACAUGCUGGUCGCACGCUUUAUCGCUCGAUUACAGAACUCGACUAGGAUUGUAUUAAUCAAACAGAUUGAUUUACAAGAGAAAACAAUAAACAUUCUAAAUGAUUUUGCUAUACUCUUUUUUCUUUCUUUUUCUUCAAGUGUAGCCAUUUUAAAUAACUUAGAUCAGCAUACAGACUAAGAUAUGCUGCCCAUUUCUGUUCCUGGCUGCUUUAAUUGGACAAAUCGCGGUCUUCUAAUCCAAGAGAUUUUGAAUUACAAAAAGUGUUCUUCUCUUUCUUUUACAUAUAUACAUAUAGUACAACUAUGACUUCAGUUCAGUUUACAGUAGGCAAACUCGAUGCCGGCAUGGCCAUCUUGUUAACAGAAGACCAUCAUCUUAUUGAAUUCCCUUCCCUUUUGCUUCCUAAAGGUGUUACCUCGGGCAGUAUUGUCAAUAUUGCAGUGAGUCGCAAUAUGACAGAAGAAGAAAAGAAAAUGAACGAAUUCUGGGAGUUGCAAAAGAAUAUCUUAGCCAUGUUUGGCAACCAAGAACCAGAACCACCUGUGGUACGCGUCAAGAAUAUUACUCAAACAUCACUUAUUCUUGAAUGGGAUCCUCUUUUAUUGCACACAGCUAAGCUCAGAUCACUUGAUAUCUAUAAGAACAACACGAAAUUAGCCCAGCAUGUACCUAACGAUACCAACUUUAUCAAAUUGUCUGGGUUAGAUGUAGAUCAUGAAUUUGAAUUUCAUGUAGUUAUCAAGACAACUGCUGGUGAAUACAGAUCCAACAAAAUAACAGCACGUACACACAAGAUGGAGAAUUUAACAGGUAUCCGUGUUGCAUUUGGUAUGUUUGAAGAACCUGAGCCUGCCGUAACAGAAUUGAAGGAGUUGCUGGCUAGAAUGGGUGCUUCUUACACAGAUGAAGUCAAUGUUGAAACAACUCAUUUGCUGGCUCAACUUCCUGGUGGCGCUAAUUAUGACCGUGCUGUGCAACAUUCUAUACCUAUUGUUAAGCCUGAAUGGUUGGUGCAGUGUGAUAGAAACAAGAAAAUUCAGCCUGCUCUUCCAUAUUACAUUGUAAAUGUUCCCAAUACAGAAUAAUUUUUAUUUUUAUUAUUAAAAUGAUAUUUAAUCA
This is a messenger RNA of Gilbertella persicaria, 1310 nucleotides long. RefSeq lists its product as uncharacterized. Bases 494 to 1276 code for a protein of 260 amino acids. Gene Ontology annotation, biological process: conjugation with cellular fusion; Golgi to plasma membrane transport. Gene Ontology annotation, molecular function: protein dimerization activity. The record is from RefSeq and is a predicted model, not a curated record. Lineage: Eukaryota; Fungi; Mucoromycota; Mucoromycetes; Mucorales; Choanephoraceae. Gene Ontology annotation, cellular component: trans-Golgi network; exomer complex. The transcript has 4 exons.